AUGGCGAAUACAGGUAGUACCUCACGGCCAGUCUUCACCAUCCUAGUUGUGGGCUGCGGUCUCAGUGGCCUGGCGUCCGCCCUGGCUCUUGCUCAAGCCGGACACCGCGUAACCGUGUUUGAGCGCAGCCCGAAGCUGCAAGAGAUCGGUGCCGGGAUACAGCUGUCCCCGAACGCCACUCGUUUGCUUCAGCAUUGGGGCGUCUUUGACGAAGUGCUUCGGUAUGCUGAUCAACCCGAGGACGGGACUUUCCGCUCCUACCGGGGAGAACUGCUCUCGCAUUCCCCGCCAGUGUCUCAUCCGAACCUGGUGAGCAAAUCCCCGUAUCUGGUCGUCCAUCGCGCCGACCUCCUGAGGGCCUUGCUAUCGGGGACGAGCAAGCAUGCUACCAUAGAGAUCAAACUUGGCAGCGAGGUUGCAGAAGUUGACUUCAGCAAACCAUCCCUCCGUCUCUCCACUGGAGAGGUCUACGAAGCGGACCUCAUACUCGGCGCCGAUGGGGAGAGGUCUCGUUGCCGGGCUGGCCUGUUGGGCCGUGAGGACCCUCCUUAUUGCCCGGGCGACGUGGUCUACCGCGUCUCCGUCCCCACCAAGGCCAUAGCCCUGGGUCACUCGGCCUGGGACCUGACGAGACGCUCCAGUGUCAACUUUUGGAUGGGCCCGCGCGGGCACGUGGUCACGUAUCCCAUCCAGCAGGACAUGCUCAAUGUCGUUCUGAUAUAUGCCGAAGGGCCAAGUACCACCAAGGCCAUGUAUGGGCCGCAACGCGCUACGAUAGACGAAUUCAGGAGCAGGGUCUCGGGCUGGGAUCCGGUGCUUCACGACCUGAUAGACAUGGAAGGGUCCGUCUGUACAAAGUGGAACCUGUUUCAAAUCCGUGAGCAGAGCCAAUGGCACCAUGAGAACGGUCGAUUUGUGCUCAUUGGCGAUGCUGCUCAUGCAAUCUUGCCAUGCCUAGCUCAAGGUGCGGCACAGGCAUUCGAGGACGCAGGCGUCCUUGGUGCCAUAUUCGACCAGUUGGUGGCACGGGAGCAGAUUCCAGAUGCCGUCAAGGUAUUCGAGGAUGUGCGUAGACCACGAGCCUCAGACGUCAGACAGCGUUCACUAGACCAGAAGGCCAUGUUUGCUCUUGCUGAUGGUGCAGAGCAAGAGAAACGGGAUGCAAUGCUCCGCGCAGGCGAAGACUAUCCAUUGUUUGAAUGGCUUUGGGGUUAUGAUGCCAUUGAAGGGGGGCGAGAAGCGUGGAAGAGAUUCUUAAACGAGAAGAGUAUUGAGAAUGGUGCCUACGUUCCCUAG
Messenger RNA from Sordaria macrospora k-hell, 1296 nucleotides. RefSeq lists its product as uncharacterized. Gene Ontology annotation, molecular function: FAD binding; monooxygenase activity. The record is from RefSeq and is a predicted model, not a curated record. Lineage: Eukaryota; Fungi; Ascomycota; Sordariomycetes; Sordariales; Sordariaceae.